Molecule: messenger RNA, 1899 nt
Organism: Cydia strobilella
Lineage: Eukaryota; Metazoa; Arthropoda; Insecta; Lepidoptera; Tortricidae
Product: ATP synthase subunit beta, mitochondrial
Exons: 1
Coding region: 118-1662 (514 amino acids)
Biological process (GO): proton motive force-driven mitochondrial ATP synthesis; proton transmembrane transport
Molecular function (GO): ATP binding; proton-transporting ATP synthase activity, rotational mechanism; ATP hydrolysis activity
Source: RefSeq, a predicted model, not a curated record
AACCUUCCCCUCUCCUCCUCGUCGUCUCGCACUUGCUGCCGCUUACGUAAAUUUUUCGGAGUAAGCGUGACCCUUUUGAAUUUUUUCCUAUUCGAUCGAUCAAAUUAUUAUACGAAAAUGUUCUCUACCGCCUGUAGAGCCGGUCGUUUGGCCGCGAAGUCGGUAGUGGACAAAUCUGUAGCCGACAAGACACCCUUAGUCGCUGGAGCUCUGGUCAACAAACGUGAUUAUGCAGCGAAGGCCGCAGGCAAGGGACAAGGUAAAGUAGUCGCUGUCAUCGGUGCCGUUGUCGACGUACAGUUCGAAGACAACCUGCCUCCCAUCCUCAAUGCCCUGGAAGUGCAGAACAGGCAGCCCCGGCUCGUGCUGGAGGUGGCGCAGCACUUGGGAGAGAACACGGUGCGCACCAUUGCCAUGGACGGUACCGAGGGUUUGGUGCGCGGACAGGCCGUGCACGACUCCGGUUCACCCAUCCGCAUCCCUGUAGGCGUGGAGACGCUCGGGCGCAUCAUGAACGUGAUCGGCGAGCCCAUCGACGAGCGCGGCCCCAUCCCAACCGACAAGAGGGCGGCCAUCCACGCCGAGGCGCCCGAGUUCGUGGAUAUGAGCGUAGAGCAAGAGAUCCUGGUCACCGGCAUCAAGGUCGUGGACCUGCUGGCGCCAUACGCCAAGGGAGGAAAGAUCGGCCUGUUCGGCGGCGCCGGUGUCGGCAAGACCGUACUCAUCAUGGAGCUCAUUAACAACGUGGCCAAGGCUCACGGUGGUUACUCCGUGUUCGCCGGCGUGGGCGAGCGCACACGCGAGGGUAACGAUCUGUACCAGGAAAUGAUUGAGUCUGGUGUCAUCUCCCUCAAGGACAAGACCUCCAAGGUGUCGCUGGUGUACGGCCAGAUGAACGAGCCCCCAGGCGCCCGUGCCCGUGUCGCCCUUACCGGUCUCACUGUGGCUGAGUACUUCCGUGACCAGGAGGGUCAGGAUGUGCUGCUCUUUAUUGACAACAUCUUCCGUUUCACUCAGGCUGGUUCUGAAGUGUCUGCCCUGCUGGGUCGUAUCCCGUCUGCUGUGGGUUACCAGCCAACUUUGGCCACUGACAUGGGUACUAUGCAGGAGAGAAUUACCACCACCAAGAAGGGCUCCAUCACCUCAGUACAGGCCAUCUACGUGCCCGCUGAUGACUUGACCGAUCCCGCCCCGGCCACCACUUUCGCUCACUUGGACGCCACGACUGUGUUGUCACGUGCCAUUGCAGAGCUGGGCAUCUACCCCGCUGUGGAUCCUCUCGACUCCACCUCGCGUAUCAUGGACCCCAACAUCAUCGGCGCCGAGCACUACAACGUCGCCCGUGACGUGCAGAAGAUCCUGCAGGACUACAAGUCGCUCCAGGACAUCAUCGCCAUCCUGGGUAUGGACGAGUUGUCCGAGGAGGACAAGCUGACGGUGUCGCGCGCGCGCAAGAUCCAGAGGUUCCUGUCGCAGCCCUUCCAGGUGGCCGAGGUGUUCACUGGCCACGCCGGCAAGUUGGUGCCACUCGAGGAGACCAUCAAGGGCUUCUCUAAGAUCCUGCAGGGCGAGUUUGACCACCUGCCCGAGGUCGCCUUCUACAUGGUCGGGCCCAUCGAGGAAGUUGUCGCCAAGGCUGAGACUCUAGCCAAGAGCACCUAAAUAAAUGUAUCAAUCAUGUAGUGUAAGGAAGAAUAUAGUCUAUUUAUUGGAAUUAAAGACGGAAACGGAAAGGACUAAGGUUUAUGUUUUGUUCAGUAAUAGUUUACAUUGCUAUAACAUUUUAAAUAAUGUAAUCCAAUAUAGUCAUUAUGGAAGUAGUACCGAUAUUGUAAAUAUCUAAAGAAAAAUCCAACUGAAUCAUGUAAUGUCUGAACCGAACACUUUGCGGUGCAUUUU